GCUGCGGUGCUAAGUGCUAAGUGUUAAGUGUUAAGUUCUCAGUGCUCCGAAUUUGUUGCGGGAGCAUGCAACCGCAAUGAGCAACAGUUGUAGGCUCUUCUGUUUUGGAUGUGGGUAUUUAGUCGUAUUGAGUCGUCGAGCAAUGUUAACGUUUGGAAUAUUUACGCGCGCAUUUCAAUAAUAAUUUGAACAAAUAUUGUGCAUCAUCAAUAUAAAAAAUAUAAAAAAUAUAAAAAAUAAUAAAAAAAGUUUAAAGGCAAAAUAUAUAGAUAAAUUUGUACAUAUGUAGAUAGAUACAUACUUGUAUACUCGUAAAUAAUAAAGUGAAUUAUUCCAUUUAUGAAUUGUGCUUAUGUAGAGGUGGCAGAAAAUAGCGAAUAGCAAAUAGCGAAUACCGAAUAGCAGAUAGCAGAUAUUGUAGUGAUUGAAUGCGCAACAUAUGAGCCUUAACAACGAACUUAAGUAAAACGAACGACUCUAUUGCAAUAUUUCGAACCAAAAGAUUUAGUUUCACAUUUUGAUUUUACGCUCCAGAAAAGUGCCUGUUAAAAAAUUUUCUAUUAUAUUUCUAAAACAAAAAAGUUACAAAAAUAAAAAUGUCUACGCUUUCAUUGCGUAUAAGUCUCGAGGGUGGACGUGUAACAAAAACCAUACAAUUUCAUCCGAAUACCACAGUCUUUGAUGCUUGUAAAAUUAUCAGAGAUAAAUUUGCUGAUGCUGUGCAGGGUCAACCUAGCGAAUAUGGACUUUUUAUGUCGGAUGAACAAAAUCAGCAAGGUGUUUGGUUGGAAUCUGGCCGUACCCUAGGCUAUUACAUACUCCACAAUCAGGAUACUUUGGAGUAUCGUCGAAAACUGCGCACAUUACGAGUGCGUAUGUUGGAUGGUGCUGUAAAGACAAUACUUGUGGAUGAUUCUCAACCAGUAUCUCAACUUAUGGUUGUGAUUUGUACAAAAAUUGGUAUUACCAACCAUGAAGAAUAUGGUAUGGUACGUGAAGAUACUGAAUCACAAAAUGAAAAUCUGCCAGAUAAUAAAUUUGGUACAUUAACGUUACGUAGAAAGUUUACCGAAAAGGAUCGUGAUGCUAAAAUGGAAAGUUUGCGCAAAAAAUUAAAAACCGAUGAUGAAAUCAAUUGGGUUGAUGUUGGGAAAACUUUACGUGAGCAAGGUAUUGAUGAAUCCGAACCGGUACUUUUACGCCGACGUUUCUUUUUUUCUGAUCAAAACAUUGAUUCUCGUGAUCCAGUGCAAUUAAAUUUAUUAUAUGUUCAGGCCAGAGAUGCGAUACUUGAUGGCACUCAUCCAGUUACACAAGAUAAAGCGUGUGAGUUUGCUGGCAUACAAGUACACAUACAAUUUGGUCCACACAAUGAAACUAAACAUAAGCCAGGAUUUUUGGACCUCAAAGAUUUCUUACCACAGUCUUAUGUGCGUGUAAAAAAUAUAGAAAAAAAAGUUUUUGCCGAACAUAAAAAACAUGCGGAAUUAUCCGAAAUCGACGCCAAAGUAUUAUAUACAAAAACAGCUCGUGAAUUACCCACGUACGGUGUGACCUUCUUUUUGGUCAAGGAAAAAAUGAAUGGCAAAAAUAAAUUAGUGCCACGUCUAUUGGGUGUAACAAAGGAUUCUGUGUUACGUUUAGAUGAACGAACAAAGGAAAUUUUGGUAUCAUGGCCUUUGACAACAGUGCGUCGUUGGGGUGCAUCGCCCAAUACUUUUACACUCGAUUUCGGCGAUUAUGCAAAUCAAUAUUAUUCGGUGCAAACAACAGAAGCUGAACAAAUCGUACAACUUAUUGCUGGCUAUAUCGAUAUCAUUCUAAAGAAGAAACAAACAAAAGACCACUUUGGCAUAGAGGGAGAUGAAGGUUCUACUAUGGUAGAAGAAUCUGUUGCGCCUUCGAAAGCUACAUUUUUGCAACAUGAAACAAAUAAAAUUGGUAAAAUCAACACUGAAUCAUUGGCACAUCCGGGUGUUAUGCGUGCAAAUGAUGGUGAAAAAACCUAUACCCAAGGCGAAUUGCAAACAGUUCAAUAUGGCGCAUUUGUUGGGCAAGUUAACCACGCCCAUCAGCCGCCAACGUCUAAAGAAGUACGUAUUAGUCAUGUGAAUCUUACUGAGCCACAACGAGCUUUGUUGGGAUAUAUAUCGGCAGGUCAAGACGUAUUAAUGCGUGCAGAUGAAGAGUUAAGAACUAAAGCUCCUAUACAAGAACUUGGCACUGAUAUGCGUUCGAUAGAAUGGCGUGAAAAUACUUUGGACACAUCCAAGCAAGCUGUUACUAGUCAUGUGGCUACAAUGAGUGCUGCAACAGCGCAAAUAAUAACAGCUACGCAACCAGAUGAGGUUGAUACGGAAGCCAUAACAGCGUCGGUUUCACAAAUUGCCCAAACAAUCCCAGAAGUAACCAAGGAAGUACGUUUAAUAGCCGCUUUGAUGGAAGAUAGCAAUAAUGGUGAUAAAUUAUUGGAAGCAGCACGAAAUUUGUGCAAUGCAUUUAGUGAUCUGCUUAAAGCUGCUGAACCAGAAAGCAAAGAACCACCACAAAAUCUAAUUAACGCCGCAAGUCGUGUUGGUGAAGCUACUACACAUGUAUUAAGUACCAUUGCUGAAGAAGAAGUACCUGAAAAUAGUGAUUUACAAGACAUGUUGCUUGCCUUGGCCAAAGCCGUAGCUAAUACAACUGCUGCUCUAGUACUACGUGCCAAAUCUAUAGCUGCAAGCUGUGAGGAUGAAGAGUCACGUAAUCGUGUGAUUGGCGCAGCGAGUCAAUGUGCCUUGGCUACAAGCCAAUUAGUUGCUUGUGCCAAGGUAGUAGCUCCCACUUUACAUAACGCUGCUUGUCGAGAGCAAUUGGAAGGAGCUGCUCGUAAUGUCGCACGUGCUGUGAACAGUUUAUGUGAAGUUUGCAAUGACGCCACAAAUGAUCCUAAGCUUAAAAAUGAUUUACUUGCUGCUGCGCGUGAGGUAUCUAAAAGUCUUACCGAUAUGUUAGAUCAUGUUAAGCUAAGUUCAAGAGAAUAUGCUAAUCGUACUAGCCAAGAAAUGAAUCCGAUGGAAAAUGUUAUUAUUGGUACCGAUAUAUUGGUUUCUUCGAAUGAUCCACAAGAAAUGGUACGUCAUGCUAAAACUUUGGGUCAAGCUACUGCUCAACUAAUUCAGAGUAUAAAAGGUGAAGCAGAUCAACAACAGGAUGCAGAUCAGCAGCGUCGUCUAUUGUCUGCAGCUAAACAACUUGCAGAUGCCACAGCUAAACUAGUUGAAGCCGCUCGGCUUUGCUCCAGUAAUCCACAUGAUUCUGAAAAUCAAAAUGCUUUGCGACGCGCAGCAGAAGAAUUGCGUGAAAUCACAACAACAACAGCUAUUACUCCAGCUAUGAAACGUAAUCUCAUUAAUCGUUUGGAGUACUGGUCAAUGCAAUCUGCCUCUGCUGCAACACAAUGUAUAACUGCUGCACAAAAUGCAGCACAACAUAGUGAUGAUCAUCAAACAAAAGAAUGUUUAUUACAAGAUUGCAAACGAGUUGCGGAGUCUAUACCUCGUUUAGUAACAUCUGUAAAAACAACACGCUCAAAUCCUGAUGAUCCGAACGCCCAAUUAAAUUUAAUUGAAGCUGCAGAACAAUUUAUUGAGCCCGCUAUACAAGUUUCGCGUUCAGCACGUGCUUUGCAACCUACCGUCACAGAUAUUCCUGCCGCUACACAACUUUCUAAAACAGCAUUAAAUUUGGGCCGUACAGUUUCAGAUCUUAAUUCAGCAGCGCAACGUGCACGUGAAGCGUGUGGUGGCCAAGAGCUGGAAUCAGCUCUGGAAGCUGUACGUAAUUUGCACAAUGUACUUGACGAUACGCGUCAGGCUGCACAAUCUGGAACAUUACGACCAUUACCAGGUGAGAAUGUAGAGAAUACUGCACAACAAUUGCGAAAAUCAGCCAAAAAUGUCGGAAUUGCAUUGAGUCAAAUGUUGUCAUCAGUUUUGCAAGGUCAACGUAUGUAUGCAGGAGUAGCUGGACGUGACACGGCGCUUGCCCUUGGUGAUUUUACAAAAAGUGUGCAUGGUGUAGCAGCAACUACAAAAAAUCCUGCUGUUAUUGACUGCGCAGAUGAAGUUGUAAUGAGCUCAGCGCGAUUAAUUGAAGAAGCUCAACGUACAUUACAAAAUGUUGGAGAUACGAAUGAACUAACUCAAGCUGGUCGAGAUGUUACAGCUGCACUUUCAAAAACUGUAGAUUGUAUUCCCGGACAACGCGAAGUAGAUACAGCUUUACGCAAUGUAAGUGAGUUAAGUGAAAUAUUGUCAAUGAGCGAAUUUCCACCAUCACAUCGAAAUUACAAUAUAUUGCAAAAUGAAUUGAAACAAGUUGCUGAGAGUCUUAACACUGCCGGUGGACAAAUAGUUCAUGCCUAUUCGAGUCCUGCACAGUUAGCAGAGACUAGUCAAAACUUUGCUGCGAACUAUAGAGAUUUACUUUCAGUGUCAAUGGAGAUGGCUGGACAAACACAGGAUGAGGUAGUACGUUCUCAAAUGAUAGAUUGUUUACGUAAUGUUUCUAGACAAUCUUGUUCAUUACUUUCCACUGCUAAAUCUAUUGCCGCUGAUCCUGGUCAACCAAAUGCUAAGAAUCAGCUCCAUGCUGCGGCACGUAAUGUAACUGAAAGCAUCAAUCAGCUCGUAGAUGCUAGCAUUCAGUCUGCUCCGGGGCAAAAAGAGUGCGAUAAUGCCAUGCGAAAUAUUGAAUCACUGCGUGUUAUGCUCGACUAUCCUCAUGAACCUAUUAGUGAUCAAGGUUACUUUGAUUGCGUUGAGACAGCUACUGGUAAAUCAAGAAAUUUAGGAUAUGCAAUUUCUGAAAUGAUUAAUAACGCUAAACAAUCAAACCAUGAGGAAUUUGGGCGGUCUGUAAACAAUGUUUCAGGAUCUAUACAUGGUUUAAUUGAAUCAUCAGCACAAGCAGCUUAUCUAAUUGGUGUCUCGCAUCCAAGUAGUGUUGCUGGUCGACCAGGUAUAAUCGACCAAGCUCAGUUGACUUGGGCAUAUCAAGGUAUUCGUUCACAUUGCGAAGAAGUUAGCAAUCCGAAAUCCUCAAAACCUCAAAAAAUUGCCGCACUUACAGUAAUAGCUAAACACACAAGUUAUUUGUGUUCUAUUUGUCGUCAAGCUAGUAUGAACACCAAUAAUCCUGUGGCUAAGAAUGAGUUUAUCGUGCUAGCUAAACAAGUAGCUACUGCCACAUCAAAUCUUGUGCAAGAAAUCAAAGGUAUAGAAGAUGAUCCAAAUUCAGCGUCAAGACCACGUUUAGUAGAGCCAUUGCUAGAUGCUGUAAAGGCUGUACGCCAAUAUGCAUCCAGUCCAGAAUUCAUAUCCGUUCCAGCUAAAAUUUCUGCUGAAGGUCGAAAAGCACAGGAACCUGUAAUAAAUGCUGGACGAGGUGUAAUUGAUGGUGUAGUUGAAAUGGUAAAAGCUGCGAAAUCGCUUGCGCUCUCACCUGAUGAUCCUCCAGUAUGGCAACAACUUUCAAUGCACUCAACGCCAGUUUCUGAAUCUGUUAAAAGGUUAGUCGAUAAUAUACGUGAAAAGGCACCUGGCCAGGCACAAUGCGAGCAAGUUCUUCAUACAUUGGGAACCUGUACACGUGAAUUGGAUAGCUGUGCACUGGCUGUAAAUGCUCAGGGAUUGAGUCAACGUCGUGAUAAUAACUUGCAUGGUUUUAGUGGUCAAACACUUAAUUCGGCUGCAGAAUUAAUAGAUAAAUUGGAACCUAUACGUAUGGCAGGUAAAAAUAAUGCCGAGCAAUUGGGUCACGCGGUGGGAGAAAUUUCACGUUAUGUAGUACCUAUGGUUAAUGGUGCUAUAGGCGCAUGUACACAUAUUGUACAUUCUAAUCAACAAAUGAGUUUGAUUAAUCAAACGAAAUCUGUUGUUGAAAGUGCAACCCAAUUAGUACAAGCUGCCAAAGAUUCUGCUGGUAAUCCACGCGCUACGCAUGCGCAUCCAAGGUUAGAUGAAGCUAUUGAGAACACACGUGAGGCUAUACAAGAAUUAACACAAACUGUUGAAAAAAUUAAUGCUGAAACUGGUGUAGUAACCGGACUAAUGGAACAAGUAAAUCGCGCUAUUACACGUCUAACUGAUAAACGUCAAUCAUUAUUGAAUGCCUCUUAUUCGGAUUCCUUUGUUGACUAUCAAACACGUAUGGUGCAAAGAGCAAAGGAAAUAGCCCGUUUAGCUAACGAAAUGAAUUCUAAAUCAAGCAUUGAACCACAAAAGCUACCGGAACUAUCAGUUGAUAUGGCACAACAAUAUACACAAAUCACCCAAGAUUCUGUUGGUGCUUCGACAACAACAACUUCACCAGAUGUUGCUAUGCGGAUUCGUAAUACUGUCAUUGAUUUAGGACGUUCGGUUGGUUCGAUGAUACAAUCAACCGCCGCUGGCACACGACCAGAUGAUAUGACAGCACAAAAUGAAAUUUCACGCAAUGCACGCGAAGUAUCCGAAAAAGUUGCACAAGUUUUAGCUGCUCUACAAGCAGGUUCACGUGGUACACAAGCUUGCAUUAAUGCAGCACAUACUGUUUCCGGCAUUAUUGGCGAUUUAGACACUACCAUAAUGUUUGCAACUGCAGGUACUCUACAUUCAGAUGGCGAUGGUACUUUUGCUGAUCAUCGUGAACAUAUUUUGCAAACUGCAAAAGCGUUAGUUGAAGAUACUAAAAUAUUGGUAACUGGUGCUGCUGGCACACAGGAUCAAUUAGCAUCUGCUGCACAAAAUGCUGUGUCUACAAUUUUACAACUUGCUGAAGCUGUUAAACGAGGCGCCUGUUCUUUAGGUUCUGCACAACCUGACUCACAAGUUAUGGUCAUUAAUGCUGUAAAAGACGUGGCAUCAGCUUUGGGUGAUCUUAUAAAUGCCACAAAAUUAGCUUCCGGUAAACCGAUACAUGAUCCAUCUAUGCAAGAUCUAAAAGAAAGUGCAAGGGUUAUGGUGCUUAACGUUUCUUCUUUACUGAAAACAGUAAAAGCAGUGGAGGACGAACACACAAGAGGUACACGUGCAAUGGAAGCUACCGUCGAAGCUAUAUCACAAGAAAUACGAGCAAUGCAUUCACCCCCACCACCUGGUAGCGCACAAGUCACACCUGAGGAUAUAAUACGUGUCACAAAGAAUGUCACAUUAGCGACAGCACGUGCUGUAGCUGCUGGUGCAUCUAAUUUACAGGCGGAUAUAGUUGCUGCAGCUAACAUAGGUAGACGUGCAAUAUCAGAAAUGUUAAUUGUGUGUCGUUCGGUUGCUUGGAACUGUGCAGAGACGGAAGAGCUUCGACAACGUACUCUAGAAGCUGGUGCUGCAGUUGGCGAAUCAUAUCGCGAACUGCUUAAUGGUAUAUUGCAUAAUUGCACAGCUGAUGAUCGCAUGCAUUUGUCAAGGCGUGUAGCAAAAUGUGUUACCGAUUUAGUAGCAAUGGCACGUUUGCUUAAAGGCUCAGAUUGGAUUGAUCCUGAAGACCCUACAGUUAUAGCUGAGAAUGAACUUCUGGGUGCAGCGGCAUCUAUUGACGCAGCAGCUAAAAAGUUAGCAUCGUUACGACCACGCCGUCAACCGGAUGUGAAGAUUGAACUGGAUGAAAAUAUGAAAUUUGAUGAGAUGAUUUUGGAAGCUGCAAAGGGUAUAAUGGCUGCGUCCUCAGCUUUGGUGCGUGCUGCCAAUGCAGCACAACGUGAGCUAAUUGAUCAGGGCAAAGUAGCACGUCGUCCACUUACUUCUUCCGAUGACGGACAAUGGUCGGAAGGUUUAAUAUCAGCAGCUCGUCUUGUUGCAGCUGCAACACAUAGUUUAGUUGAAGCAGCACAGAAUUUAGUACGCGGAGUUGGCACUGAAGAAAUGUUGAUAUCCACUGCUAAACAAGUCGCUGCAUCGACAGCACAACUCUUGAUUGCUUGUAAAGUUAAGUCUAAUCCUAACUCUGAAGCUGGAAGACGUUUACAGGCGGCUGGUAAUGCUGUUAUCAAGUCAACAGAUAAUCUAGUAAGAGCUGCACAACAGGGUCUGGAAGCUGAAGAAGAGCAUACACUUAAAAUUAACACUUCUAUGGUUGAUGGUAUGGCACAAGAGAUAAAUGCACGUUCAGAUGUUUUGCGUAUGGAAAAACAAUUAGAGGAAGCACGCCAGAAAUUGAUACAUAUACGUCAGGCUCGUUCCAGACAGAAAAAUGUACAAGGUUUUACUACCGAUGAAAGCGAUUCAGAAUAUGCUCAUUCUGCUUAUGGCACGCUGAAUAAAAGUCAAAACAAUACUUUAAAUCGUUCGGGACUCUACAAUCAAUCAGAGUCGCCAGCGUCUCCAAGCUAUUAUAGUCAACAAACUAAACACCACUAUAACUAUGCAAAUAAUCCACAACAUUUUCACCAUCCGAGCGCUGUGUCGCCACCACCACAAAAUCAUCAAUUUGCUGCCACUAAUGGCAGCAGCGAAUUUCCGCCACCACCUCCGCCCCUAUCAACAACCAUAUCUAAUAUGCAAUCAGCCAUUUCCAAUAGUACAUUUAGAACUAAUCCAAAACUAACAGCCAAUGCAGUGCCACGCCCAUAUCCAGGUAGUCCGGUAGCUAACACAAAAGGUUAUGUAAUUGGCACUAAUGGUAAUAGAUUGCCAAAUCCAACAAGUCCAUUAACACCCUCUAAUAAUUAUCAUGAAACUUUUGAAACUGCAACAUCAACAACAAAUUCACAGCAAUUACAAAAAGGUGGUGUAAAUCGUAAUUUGGAAGCUUGUGUACAGGAUCUGCAUGACAAAACCUUUGGCCAAGGUGGUGUUGUACAACUUACCAGCACAAAUACGUACCCUGGUCAGAACUACGAAGGUUAUACAUCAAGAUAUGAAACAAGGAACUAUGAUAAAUCCAGCGACCUUGGAGUGACGCCUUUAGAUUCAAGCUUUUCUCAAAUGUCACUUACUACCGACGGCGGAAAAGUCAGCAUUAUCGAUCAAGGCUCCGAGCGUUUAUCGUCAAUGACACAACGCGUAAUGGAGCGUAAAACAUUUACUACUACGUCAGAAACACGCUCGGAAAAGAAAACUGAAUCGCAUAGUUUUCGUAUGGAAUAACAAAGCAUUUUAACAGUUUAAAUAUAUAUAAAAUUUAUUAAGGAUGUCAGCAUAAUAAGACUUGCUGCUUUCUGUGCUUUAUUAACUAAAACAACCGCCAAUAUAACAUUGCCAAAAUGCUGUCAUAUAUACAUAUAAAACGAUAAUCAAAAUUAAAUCCUCAUAUAUACAAGUUUUAAAAAUUAUAAUUAAUAAUUAAGAAUUCUUUUUUGACAAAUUUACAAUAAUUGUAAUUGAAAAGUAUUUGUAUUGUGCCUCAAUGAUUUGACUUUUGACUUUUGACUUUUAUGUCGGUAUUCUUCCUGUAAUCUUGCUGUAAUCUUUUGGAUAAACGAAAAAAGUUGUCCGUUCUAAACGAACUUGUGUUUAAGUGAGCUGAGCAUACGUUUUCAUGUUUGCCAACUAUUUGCCAAUUACUAAUAUUUAAAAAUUAAAUUUAAUACUUUAAGGUAUACGCCUGAUCUUGUAUAAUUUAUGCAAGUAAUGCUUUAUAUAAAAUUUAUUAAUAAUUA
Teleopsis dalmanni is the source of this 9619-nucleotide messenger RNA. RefSeq names its product talin-2 (gene rhea). The coding region runs from base 597 to 9107 and encodes 2836 amino acids. The record is from RefSeq and is a predicted model, not a curated record. Lineage: Eukaryota; Metazoa; Arthropoda; Insecta; Diptera; Diopsidae. Gene Ontology annotation, biological process: cell-cell adhesion. The transcript is spliced from 17 exons. Gene Ontology annotation, molecular function: actin filament binding; structural constituent of cytoskeleton; integrin binding. Gene Ontology annotation, cellular component: focal adhesion; ruffle; cytoskeleton.